GGCACCAUGAGCGACUAUGAAGAGGCAACCUCCUUCCUGGGAGAAUGGGGCCGGUUCCAGCAGCAGGUGUUUCUCCUCCUCUGUCUCACCGUGGUGCCCAACGGCUUCGCCGCACUCUCCAUCGUGUUUGUGGCCGACACGCCGCUGCACCGCUGCGUCGUGCCGGCGCGCGUAAACCUCACGGCGGCGUGGAGGAACAGCAUCAUCCCGCUUGAGGAGGACAGCGGUGGAGAGUUGGGGCCCAGCAAGUGCCUCAGAUACAAACUGGAUGAUCUGCUGAGCUUCUCCGAGAGAGCCUUGGUGCCCGGCGUCGACGUGAAUCUGAGCGAGGUGCCAAAAGAAGGCUGCCUGGACGGGUGGGACUAUGACCAGAGCCUCUACACCUCCACCAUCAUAACUGAGUGGAACCUGGUGUGUGAUGACAGUUGGAAGAACCCGUUGACUUCCUCUGUCUUCUUCUUCGGGGCUCUCGCCGGCUCCAUCAUUUCAGGACAGCUCUCCGACAGGUAUGGGAGGAAAAUCGUGUUGUUUGUCAGCUUGGCCGGCCAGACGGUGUUUGCCCUCAUCAUGGUGGUUUCUCCAUCCUGGCCCGUGUUCUGCGCUUUGUACUUUGUCGUCGGGAUGACACAAAUCUCCAAUUAUGUGUCUGCAUUCGUGUUAGGGACAGAGAUUCUCGGCCCACGUGUGCGGACCAUUUUCUCCACGAUGGGUGUGUGUCUUUUCUUUUGCGUGGGCUACAUGGUGCUGCCGCUGGUGGGCUACUUCAUCAGAGACUGGAGGAUGCUCACCCUCGCCCUCAACCUGCCUGGCUUGCUUUGUUUGCCUUUCUGGUGGCUCAUCCCGGAGUCUCCUCGCUGGCUGCUCUCUCAGGGACGGGUGGAGGAGGCCGAGGCCAUAGUGAGAGACGCUGCUAGGAGGAACAACAUCGAGCCUCCGCCAGUCAUCUUCAGUCCCCUGCAGAAUAAAAGCCAGUCCGAGGAGAGAACGACCCACAACAUCUGCGAUCUGCUGCGAUCACGAAACAUCUGCGGGACUUCGCUCACGCUGUGGCUGGUGUGGAACAUCCUGACCAUUGGCUACUUCGCGCUGUCCCUGAACACAGCGAACCUUCACGGCAACCCGUACUUCAACUGCUUCCUGUCGGCCGUGGUCGAGCUGCCCGCCUACAUGUUGUCGUGGGUUCUGUUUCGCUGGGUUUCCAGACGACUGAGCAUCUUCUCCACGCUCUCCAUGGGAGGACUGUCUCUACUGUUCAUACAGCUCAUCCCAGCAAACCUGAUUCCUGUCGCCAUAACGCUGGAGAUGAUGGGGAAGUUUUCCGUGUCGACAGCCUUCGCCUUUGUGUACGCCUACACAGCAGAGGUCUACCCCACCGUGCUGAGGAACACAGCCAUUGGCGCCUGCUCCAUGGCCUCCAGAUUAGGCAGCAUCAUCGCCCCGUACUUCAUUUACUUGAGAAGCUAUUCCGUGUCGCUGCCUUACAUCCUCAUGGGAAGUUUGAUGACUCUGGUGGGGUUGCUGAGUCUCCUGCUGCCCGAGACCUAUGGAAUGCCUCUGCCCGACACCAUCACUCACAUGCAGCCCUUCCCUGGAUGCUGUCAGAAGAAACCUUACACAGCAGCACACACCGAGGAAGACGAGGACAUUUCCAGUGAAAAGAAAAAUCCAGUGGUCACUUGA
Pleuronectes platessa (European plaice) is the source of this 1680-nucleotide messenger RNA. RefSeq names its product organic cation/carnitine transporter 2-like. Gene Ontology annotation, cellular component: membrane. The transcript is spliced from 10 exons. Bases 7 to 1680 code for a protein of 557 amino acids. Gene Ontology annotation, molecular function: transmembrane transporter activity. The record is from RefSeq and is a predicted model, not a curated record. Lineage: Eukaryota; Metazoa; Chordata; Actinopteri; Pleuronectiformes; Pleuronectidae. Gene Ontology annotation, biological process: transmembrane transport.